Molecule: messenger RNA, 903 nt
Organism: Naegleria lovaniensis
Lineage: Eukaryota; Heterolobosea; Eutetramitea; Acrasida; Naegleriidae
Exons: 1
Coding region: 1-903 (300 amino acids)
Source: RefSeq, a predicted model, not a curated record
AUGAGCGAAACAUCAUCUCCAGCAACAACAACAGACCAAGUGCUGCUGUAUUCGGAAGAGAUCAAAGGCUUCUCUGGAAAAUUCAAUCUCAUUUUCUCUCAUACGUUUGAACGAGAUAGCUCAAUUCCGAAUAAUGUAGAUAAUGUAGCACAAUAUCGGUAUGCAUGGGCUUGCGGACGAGAGUUUGUGUGCUUUGGUGAAAACAAGAUGGAUGUUUUUGAUGUGAAUGAUCGUUUCAAAAAAAUUAAAACGUUUGAUCUCGUUUCUUGUAAUUUACAGGGUAUACCGUAUUCGGUUGCAUAUUGUAAGAAAGAUCAUUCUUGUAUCUUUGAAACGAGACCACUUUCAGGAUUUCCAAUCAAAAUUUCGAAAAUAGAUCUUAGGAACGGAGAAGUGAAAUGGUCCACAAGUUUCAAUUCAUCUAAAAACCUAUACAACAGCCUUCACAGUUUUGUAAUGGAUACUAGAGGAAUUAUCUAUCUUUUGGAUCAAACAAGUCAGCAAAUCGUUUUGAUUUGUAGUGAAAGUGGCCAGAUUAUUGAUAAAAUUGGAAAAAAUUGUAAAACGACUUUCAAUUCAGAAGCUUAUAACCCUUAUUACCUAUCUAUGGAUAGAAACGAUAACUUGUUAGUGACUUGUUACGAUCAAAACUGGAUACCCAUACUCAAAAUGUUCACACGAAAUUUGAAAUAUGUGAAAACUCUCAAAGUUUCUGGCUAUUAUUUUUCAGCUCCUCUCCUUUAUGAUCCAAUUUCGGAUGGUUACAUUUUCCGUUCACACAAUGGUAUUCAAUAUGCUUCCAAAGAUUUUGAGGCGAUUUCACAGAAAAACAUCACAGCCCAUUUUUAUUCCUUAUCAAAUGGAGUGGGGAUUUUUAAUCUCACACCCACACAGGUUGGGUGA